This is a messenger RNA of Hemicordylus capensis (graceful crag lizard), 5699 nucleotides long. RefSeq lists its product as uncharacterized. The record is from RefSeq and is a predicted model, not a curated record. The transcript has 6 exons. The coding region runs from base 513 to 1529 and encodes 338 amino acids. NCBI's taxonomy places the organism in Eukaryota, Metazoa, Chordata, Lepidosauria, Squamata, Cordylidae.
CAGCGAAUGUCAUUCUGAACUGAGCCAUGGUGAAGGGCAAAAUCCCUUAGCACCCUACUCCUAAGUGUUUACUCAGAGUGAACAUGCGCUGAUUUCAGUGCCGCCUUCUUCCCAAGAGGUUUGCUUUAGGAUCAGAGGAGCCUUCAUUGGUGUGAAUUCUUUGAGAGGGACCAACUCCCUCCUUGGCUUUGCAGAGGGUGAUUUCUUCUGCCCACAAUGAGGGAAAGUUCAGCGGGAGGCUCCUCUUCCCUGUCUCGAGACAGGUGGAGGAGCUGCAACCAGGAAGUAUUUGCCUUCCUACCUGGCCAAGCAAGCAAGCAGCCAGCCAGCCAGCCACCCCCACUUCUGCUCCCGGCAUGUUUCAGGGAGGCUCUCGCGCCUUUGCCCUCUAGAGAAAGGGCCCUCGCCUUGCUUGCAGCCCAGCUCGGAGACCAGCGCCUGCAAAAUGCUUGGCUAGCCUGGAGGAGUCUCUUCGCAGUUACGUUUCGCUGCUCUUUCACCUCGCUGCAUCAAUGGCUCCUCCGUUGCCAAUGAGAGCAGAGUUGGAAGCAUCCCUGAAGCUUUCUUCCCCUUCCAUCGGGGCUGUGGGGUCUGUGGUCCUCAUGGUCCUCAUGAUCCUUCUACUGCUUCUCUGCUUCCGCUUAAAAAGGAAUAGAAGGCAAUUGUCGACCAGAUCUUUUAAGAUGGACUCGAACACAUCAGAGCUCAUCCGCAUGACUAAACUAGAAGCUGAGCUGAGUCCAGAAGAGAAGCCUGUUGAAGGAAGAAAAAUGCACAAAGGUAGCUCACUCCCCAAUCAUCAAGCUGAGAAGCAAACAAAUGGAUUUGCUGCAGACCUUCAGCCAGAAAAUUCUAACUUUCCAAGGGACACAAAUGCGGCUAGUCCAGGUCACCGAAGGACAGAGAAGUCCAGAAUGUCAGAUUUGGACCCUCUGGGAAGCUUGGCUCCACACAUGGCAUGUCCGAACCCAACAACCCCGGGCUCAUUGCAGUCUAGGAAGCUUCCAAUGACUCCAAAGGAGGCCCACAUCUCUAUAAUGGAGCCACUGAUUCAGAGCAUGGAUAGCCAAGUGUACGAAAGCAUCCAGGUUGAAGAGGGGGUAAUAUGUACCAGUGGUUGUUCGGAACCAAAGGAGGCCCCUAGAUUGCCAGCCAGAGCAAGGAAUCCCUUUGCAGAGUCUGCGGAAUCUGGUGGGAAGGAGAUAAGGACUCCAGAGUGGUCUAGUGGCAUGCCAACACAGCUGGUUGCAGCUCUACAGUGCAAUGAGUCGCAUCAGCAAUUGCAGGAAAUGACACUGGAAGAAGAGGCUUCCGUUCAGCCUGGGUCUGCCAUGGAGAAGAGGCUGAGUGAGAUGUAUGCUCGCGUUUGCAAGAAGCCCAAGGCAGCUCAGCCACUGCAAUCUGCAAACCAUGACAGACCCACAGAAGAGGAAGAGGAAGAACCUCCGCCCAUCCCAGAAAAACGUUUUGAGGACCUCUAUGAGAGCCUGAGCAUCGGUACAGAGAUGCAAGGAGAUGAGACGUCCUAACCCCACCACAUGCAUGAGCAGAGGAGGGAAAGGGGCACACUUGGAAGCAGACUGGAGCCCCCUAGAGUGGUUGAGGCUUCCUCUAGGCUUCUUGGAGGAGGCGAGGCCCCAAGCCUUCAUCUGGCACAGGAAGCAUUCCAGGAGCCGUGCCCAAGGGACUCCUGGAGCCAUUUUGUAUGGAGGUGGUGGGAGGAAGAUCUGUCGCUGGAUGCUCUGUGGGAUGCUGAGACAUUAAUGGCUAUUCAAGGAUUGCAUGGGUCUGUGCCUUGGUGUUUAUGGGAACAGGGGACCUCCCCCUUCUUCCACAGGAGUCAGAUGCACAGCAAACAUAUGACAUCCACUUUGAGAAAGUUUCCUUCUCAUGAUUAAUUCUUGGCUCACAAAGCUUUAAAAUGAAUGCUGCAACAUUUUUAGAACAUCAACAACUCAGCAUAUUUCUCUCUCCAUUCUAUGGACAUCCUGAGAGGGAAUGAAACUAUUCCAGUUUGCAACCCGGUAGAAGUAUUGCAAUUAUUCCUUGAGAGAGCGAGCAGAGGGGGAAACAAGAACAUAAAAUGUUUGACACCUUCAGACACCUAGAGUAUAUUAUCACCCCACGUCUGUAGGUCUCUGAAAAUUGUGAUUAACCAAUAGGAGUCCUUAAUGUCUGCUGGUCGAAACAGCAACUUGCCAGAUUUCUUUCUCUGCCCCCUCACACACCUCCCAGUGAGACAGUCCUGUCUGGAGAUGCCAAGAAUUGAACCCAGGAUCUUCUGCAUGGAAGACAUGUGCUUUACCACUGCAGCCUACCCCUUGUGUGUGACAUUUCACCGUUUCGGGUUUGAUGUUGUCCUUUGAUUCAUAAUUUUACAAAAUAAUUCAUAAUGAGUUUUCAGCUGCUGCAGUUAAGAAAUCAAAUAUGAAUCCAUAAAUUGCAGACUGUUGUCCACCCUCAGCAUUGCCCUUCCCCCAACCCCCCUGUAUCAAUGAGGCCAUUGUCUUCUGCCCUAAUUCCCCUCUCUUCUAAUUCCCUCCCCGCCACUCCAAUUGCUUUUCUGAAGGCUGACUACUAUCUCUUUUGCCAGUAACAAAGGGAGACUAUGUUGGCUGGGCCCUGGGCUGGAAACAAAGGAUGGCCAUUCAGAUUUAGGGCCCCAGGAUAAUCCAGAUGUUAUGGUCCUUGAUGGGUGAUCAGCUGCUAUUGAGCAAAAGAAACGUUGGCUGGAGACUAGGUGUUAAGAGGGUCAGCAGUAAUAUGAUAGAGCAUCAUUGCUUUGGGCAUACAAACACAUUUCUUUCGUCCUCGGCUGUUGUAUCUGGUUAAACAGGGUUUGCAGGUUUUUGAAAAGGUAGGUACCAAAGCCUAGAUGCCAGGUCUCCUGGAGGUGACCAUGAGAUGAGUGUUGAUAUCACAAUGCCUGUUUCCUGUCAGCUUUGACCCUCUGCCAAGCUGUGGUCUCGCUCUAGCUUCUGAGCGAGACCAUAGCUUCAAUCCUGAUCUGUGCACGUGUAGCAGAUUCAGACAGUGUCCACGCUAAGAAAAGGCUCCUGGGAAUGUGUUUCAACUGUGUCUGCAUUGGCAGUGACCAUUCAGUCACAUCCAACAUAGAGAUGUAACUGAAUUUCCCAUCCUCAGAGGCAGGAAGAAGAACUGGAGGCAGGCAAGCUCAGAGCAGAGUAUCGUGCAGGGAGACCAUGGGCAGUUUCUUCUGUGGGCGGUUCUUUGGGCUGGGAGAGAACUACUUGGCAUGCCAUGAGGAAGACACUGAUGAAGCAACGGAAGGUUCAACUGUACAACAAGUACUGUUGUCUGCAGCUGUCUUGCUUCAGCUCUGCAUGGUUGGCUGUUCUGACUGUGCUUCCCAUCAUCCUCUGCUCAAGGUAGAAAACUGUGGAAACUUUGCACUGGGUGCACUUGUAUCCUUCCUGAUGCAGACACCCAGCAGAAUUACUCCUCCUCAGAGGAGACUUCCUGGUGUGCCUCUGUCAAAGUUACCACUGCAGGCUUUCUUGCUUGCCGCUGGGAAAUUGUAUUUAUUUAUUUGAAAAUCAUGUAUAUCCUGCCUUUCAGGACCAACACAGCAAACACAGUUAAUUAAAACCAUAACAUGCAUAGCAAAAUCAAUAUCAAAAGCAGCAAUAAAACCAGACAGCAGCCAAAUUAAGACUACUGCCAAAAACAGUCAGCUAAAAGCCACAUGGAACAGAUGACUCUGAACAGCAGCUUUAAAAGCUACCAGGGUGGGGGCCUGAUGAAUUUUCUUGGGGAGGGAAUUCCAAGGCUGCAGCGCUACAGCAGAGAAAGCACCCACACACUGAAUGUGUACCAAAGGUGGACCAAAGAGGAGAGCUUGAGAGGCUCUCUCAAUGCCAAGGGAAGCUCCAACGGGAGAAGGAGAUCCUUCAGGUAACUGACUGCAGACCACAUCAUAGGCCAGGGUUUCUCAGACAUGAGUCCCCAGAUGUUGCUGGAUUACAACCAGUGUUCCCUCUAUCAGGGUUUCUCAGAUGUUGUUGACUACAACUCCCCGAAUCCCCAGCUGCAAUGGCUUUUGCUUGGAGAUUCUGGGAGUUGUAGUCAAUAACAUCUGGAAACCCCUGUUAGAGAGAAUACUGAUUACAACUCCCACAGUCGUCCCUGUAGUCCAAUACCCUCUGUGGACCCAAGUUUCAACCCCCCUGAUAAAGGCUUUAAAGGUUAAUACCACCACUUUAAAUUGGGCCCAGAAAAGAACGAGCAGUCAGUACAGUUGGUACAAAAUGGAUCUUAUCCUCUUGUGCUGUAUAGUCCCCACUAGCAUCCAAGUGGCUGCAUUUUGUACCAGCUGAAGUUCCCAAGGCAGCCCAUUAAAGAACUGUGCCUGGCUAAUAGGCUAUGCAGACUAGUAAGGCAGUUCACAUGAUCAAAAAAUUGGGUAGGACAAGCAUCGUACCCAGUCUUAGGAGUUGGGCACACCCAAUUUUCAAUCGUGUGAGCAAACAACUCGGUAGGAGGACUGGGGAGUGAUCAUAUGAGAGGAGCUGGGUAGGACUGAGCAGGAGAGCUCCUCUCUCUUGCAGGAGAACUCUCUUCAGGACGAGCAAUUCCUCCUCCUCCCUAGUUGUUUGUUCACACACAGUUGAAUCCUGGGAGCAUGCACAGCUCCAAAAGCUGGGUAGGACACUUGUGUCAGUGUGCUGGGGUGGGAGUGCAUGGGCUUCUCUGAGCGCAAAUUAUUCUUCCUUUUACACACACUAAACUGAAUUGUUUGGGACUAGCCAAACUUUGUGGCAUUGCCCUACAUAUUGCUGGUAUGAUCAGCCUUUGGGAUGCAAAGCUAAUGAGGGGAAAGUAUGGGCUGCAAGACAGCAGCAGCGCAAAAGCUGUCUCUGAGAAGCAACCACAUGGCGUGAAAGCGAUGGCCAUUAUCAAAAGAUGCCCCCUGUGAUUCUCUUGUCCAUCCACGGUUCACUGCCCUGCUGGCCUUCAGCCUCAGUCUGCCCUUCUGUACUUUCAUAAUUGGCUGGAUUUGAUCGUGGGGCAUUAUUGUCAAUUAGUGAUAAAUUAUAUUCCCAUGUGGGAUGUGAGUGCAUGUGUUUUCUUUCUUUUCUUUUUAAAAAAUGACUCUGGCCAUGGUAGGCCCUUUCCCAUCAAAUGAUGGAGAUGGUGAAGCGUUUAAAGAGGCAGGCAACAUCUCUAGGUGAAAAUACCCAGCAACCAUGCUUAGGAGGGGUGAAUUCUAAGCAGGCUACAGGGUUCUGAAGAAGCUGGUUUUUGUUUACUCACUGGGUCCAGCAGUUGCUUCACAUAAUUGAAAAGGAUGCGAUCUACCUGUGUCUCUCCAGCUGUUGUUGGACUCCCAUCACCUCCAGAAUGCAAUUUUGUGGCUGGGGAUGAUGGGAGUUGUAGUCCAAAAACAGAUGGCGAGCUUAAUGUUGACCACACCUGCGUUGGUUGUUUGCACACUAGCCCUUCGGUCGGGGAUUGCCAUCCUUUGUUCACUCACUUUUUAUGGAGCAUUUAGGUGUCACGGUUGGCCAGCUGCAUCCCGUUGUAUUAUGCACCAUGCUUUUUUCAUACCUGAUUUGUGGCAAUGUUUUUGGUAAUAAAACACAGUUGCAACACCAGCCUGUCCGGUGUGGACAGGCAAAGUGCUAUUAAAGCCUUUUAAGGGAUCCUGUGUCUUUUAAUUAAAACAAUUCCUGUUUGCA